Molecule: messenger RNA, 1269 nt
Organism: Clonostachys solani
Lineage: Eukaryota; Fungi; Ascomycota; Sordariomycetes; Hypocreales; Bionectriaceae
Source: the annotation of a GenBank genome assembly
AUGGCCCUCCUUUCCGCUCUCAAAAGGUUUUCAAGUGCCAGACCACCGUUGGUGGAUGUUGCCCUUGCGGCAUUAUGGCUCAUACUGUGCCAACUUGCCGCUCUUUACUCCUGGAGAGAUCCCGGCUCCUUCUUCUUCGACUCCGAGAAAGCUGCUAAGCCUCUAUAUUCAGCCAUCAGGGAGUCUGAGGCUGAUGAAUUCAUUCAAAAGGCACUAAACGCAUCGGCAACGUCCCAACAGCCUGACCUCCAACACGAAAGACACCCGAACUCCCCCUACCUGGACAGCUAUAGUGCCGCGCGGAUCUGUGCAGGAAUACCCACCAAGGGACGAGAGAAAGAACAGUUCCUGCCACGAACCAUCGCGUCCCUUGUCGACACCUUAUCCCCAGAGGAACGAAAGUCACUCCAUAUCAUCAUUCUUAUCACCGAAGAGAACCCCGAAGCAAACCCCGCCUUUGGCCAGUCAUGGCUCUCAAACAUGGCCGACGAAGUCCUUCUCUAUUCGCCCGUUCCGAAAUACCUCAACCCCGAUACCUAUAAAUACAUCGACGAGAAUAAGCCUAGCAAGAGCGCCGAGCGAAAUGAACAUGUACAGAUGGAUUAUGCGACAUUGAUGGAGACAUGCCAGAAACAAGGGGCAGACUACUUCUUGCUAGUAGAAGACGACAUCAUCGCCUCUCGAGAUUGGUUAUCCAAGUUGAAUAGUGCGCUUCACCUACUUGAGGCUUUACCCGUUCCCAAUGAUUGGCUUUACCUUCGGCUCUUCUAUACCGAACUCUAUCUGGGGUGGAACGGAGAGGAAUGGCAUAUAUACAUUCCUCGGAUUCUUCUCGUCUACGCCCUGGUCGGUGGUAUCCUCCUACUUGGCCGAGCGCUCCGGGGCCGAUACACCAAGAAGCAAUCACCAUGCCAUGCGACUUACAUAGUGCGAUUCCACAUUUGGUUCAUAGCUUUCACGGCGCUGUUCUUCAUGGCCGGUCGCGUGACAGUCAUACCAAGGUCCGAAGGAAUCCGAGAGAUGAACAACUACGGCUGCUGCGGACAGGGCCUGGCGUUUCCAGCACAUCACCUAGACAUGCUGGAGGAGAAACUGAGAGCGCCACCGCACCAUGCCCCCGGUGACUCUUUUAUCGAGAUUAUUGCUGACGAGAUGAACCUCAAGAGAUGGGCGAUGGAGCCGAGUGUGUUCCAGCAUGUCGGGGUUCGCGGAAGCUCGGAAAAGGGAGGGCCUCGGAAAGACCUUUGGAAUUAUGGGUUUGAGACUUGA